AUGGACACCAAGACACAGAACCUUCCCAUCACCUACACCCAGCCCCAUAGCAACGCUCGGCCCCAAAGCCACAGCUGCAACCAGUGCAACUGCUGUCACCACUGCCAGAACUGCAGCCAUAGUUGCAGCUGGAGCCAGAGCUGCAGCCGGAGCCAGAGUUGCAGCCGAAGCCGGAGCUCCAGCCAGAGCCCAGCCGGCCACUGCAGCCCACCUGGCCACCAGAGCCAGAGUCCAAGCCCCCGCCAGCCACAAAAGCAUCAAAGACACGCCAUGCACUCCCACCACUGUCCCAUGCGGCCCAUCAGCCAUUCCUGCAGCUACCCCAAGAACAGAAAGAACUUGGAAAGAAAGAUGAACAGGAGGAAGGUGGUCAAGAGGAGCCAGCGGGUGUACAAAACAAAGAGGCGGAGCUCAGGUACCUUUCGCGCAGGUGGGGAAGGGCCUCAGGGCCCCUGA
Pteropus alecto (black flying fox) is the source of this 456-nucleotide messenger RNA. RefSeq names its product transition protein 2 (gene TNP2). The record is from RefSeq and is a predicted model, not a curated record. The transcript has a single exon. Gene Ontology annotation, cellular component: nucleosome; nucleus. Gene Ontology annotation, biological process: acrosome reaction; spermatogenesis; penetration of zona pellucida. NCBI's taxonomy places the organism in Eukaryota, Metazoa, Chordata, Mammalia, Chiroptera, Pteropodidae. Gene Ontology annotation, molecular function: DNA binding; zinc ion binding. The coding region runs from base 1 to 456 and encodes 151 amino acids.